Molecule: messenger RNA, 2316 nt
Organism: Dufourea novaeangliae
Lineage: Eukaryota; Metazoa; Arthropoda; Insecta; Hymenoptera; Halictidae
Product: insulin-like growth factor-binding protein complex acid labile subunit
Molecular function (GO): protein binding
Source: RefSeq, a predicted model, not a curated record
AUGGAGAAACGGGUUCAUUAUAGCUCCCUUCUCCAAUUGCUGGCCGUACUACUCGGAAUAUCCUCUCUAGCGAUAUGCCAAAGCGUUUGCCCUGCGAGAUGCUCGUGCCACUUCAGCAAACAGCCGAGAACUGUCAUAUGCUCGAGGCAGAGCUUGGAAGAGGUCCCUGAAAAUAUAAGUGACGUAGUGGAGCAAUUAAAUUUAUCGAACAACCUGUUGACGCAUAUCACGAGUGAUAUAAAUCGCCUGACAGAUCUGCAGUACCUGAAUUUAGCGAGGAACAUGUUGAGUUCAUUGCCCGACGACAUUAGCGACUUGAAAAACCUGCGACGAUUGGACUUGACCGGGAACGCGGUGCACGAAAUCGUAGAUAUUAGCUCUGUGAAGCAACUUCCGUCUUUGGUGAUCCUUUACUUGUCCAGAAAUCCGUUGUACAAUUUGGAGGGCUUAAUAAGCCCCAGUCUUGAAGCUUUGGAUGCAAGUCAUUGUGAAAUACGGGAACUUAGUAAUACAUCUCUGGAUGGUCUGCCGGCAUUAACUACACUAAGCUUGGUAGGAAACCCUUUGAAAUUCAUUCAGAAAGCAUGGAGUCCAAAACUACGGUGGCUCGAUAUGUCCGACUGCCUUUUGAAUUACUUAAGUCCCGAUACUUUCAGCGGAUUUCCGGAACUUGAAGAGCUUCGACUGUCCAACAAUCCCACAUUAGUCUACAGCACGAGAAAUUCAACUUUGAGCCAUCCAAACCUGAAGAAACUCGACGUGUCGAAGUGCAAUUUGGAUAGACCUGGGCUCCAUGGAUUUCCGUCGUUGACACAUGCCCGAUUGUCCCGUAACGCGAUCGGUUUACUGCCCGAUUAUAUAUUCACCAAGAAUCGAGAACUCGGCUUUUUAUACUUGAACACGAACGACGUGGAAAGUCUGAACGCCAGCACAUUCGAGGGCUUGGUGAAGCUUCAGGUGUUGGAUCUGUCCGCGAACAAUCUCCGGGAGAUCCACCCGUUGGCGUUCCGCGAGAACAUGGACCUCAAGAUGCUCAACCUGUCUUAUAACAUCCUGUACGAGUUCCCGAAUCUCACGUCAGCGGUCACACUGCUGGACGUGUCGUCGAAUUUAAUUAAAGAACUGAACGUGAACUUCUUGAGGAACAUGCCGAAAAUAAGAAGUAUCAUUUUGAGUGACAAUCGAUUAGAGACGAUAUCGUCUGGAAUCAAGUCGACCUCGUUAAAGAACUUGGAUCUGCGAAGAAAUCGACUGGUGGGAUUGGAAAAUGACACCUUCCUCCGGUUGCCGCAACUUUUAAGGCUCGAUUUAUCAGGGAAUCGUUUGACAGAGGCUAUAGAUCCAGCAAUUUUUCGGAACAAUCCUGACCUAAACAGCAUCAAAUUAGAAGACAACCCUUGGCGUUGCGACUGCAGGGACCUAUACGUUCUGUUUAACUAUCUAACAGAGCCACCUGCCAAAGCGACAGAAUCAAAUUUACUUUGUCAAAGUCCAGCGAACGUGACCGGUUAUUCUUGGGAGAUUGCUUGUUUCGAUACAUGGAACGCGUCUGUGUACUACAACCGCGAUCGGACUUGGGGAUUUAUAAUGAUCACCGUUCUGACGAUUAUCGUAUUAUUCGGAAGCUUCGUCUCCAUCAGACACAUGAUGCGUGUUAAAAGAAGGGCUAUGGAACAAAGACAGCAGCUAGAAUCACUGACACUUUUAAGGCAAAGGAGGUUGCGGACCGUGCACGAGGAAGAACGCCGCGAACACGUAGUAGAACGAGCUCCAGAGCCCAGAAUCAAUCCCUUAGAAUUAAUCGGACCUCCCAGUUACGAGGAGGCAGUGCAAAUGCCAAGGCUGACUCAUUCCCUGGACCAUUUGGAUGAAAUUUCAGUGGAAACGUCCACAAUGCGUAUCAUGGGUUCCGCGGAUAACUUGAGGACAAAACAGAGGCGAACGAGACGCGUGAAAACGAGGAUUCUCAGUGAAGACGAUCUGCUCCGUAGGGAAGAGCGCCGGCAAGAAAACAGAACCGAGUUACCGCAGGCUGCUAGUCAACGAAACUCCAGAGCCAACGCGGCGCGCAGGGCCAGACGGCAAAGCAUGGUGAGCGACUCCGUGGACUCCGGAAGCGGAAGACUACGGGCUAGACCGCAGACGCCGAGCGCAAAGUCGAAAAAACGAAGAUACACGGUUUACGAUGGACAUUUGACGGACGACGAGGAUUCGGAUAUUCAGCAGGUGAAUUUAAGCAGAUCGAUGGUCAUCAGGGAGCUUCGAACGGAACCCAAGAGUGGUUACAGAGAAACUACGGUGGACAUAGAUUCUUAA